Messenger RNA from Pisolithus orientalis, 510 nucleotides. RefSeq lists its product as uncharacterized. The transcript has 5 exons. Lineage: Eukaryota; Fungi; Basidiomycota; Agaricomycetes; Boletales; Pisolithaceae. Bases 1 to 510 code for a protein of 169 amino acids. The record is from RefSeq and is a predicted model, not a curated record.
AUGGUGCCAGACCUGUCUCAACUCUGCUCUUCUAAGAGGCAGGCAGAUGGGAAUGUUCCCAGUGAAACCACUGCUGCAAAGCAUCCAUGUGGAUCACCAAUACCCAGAGAGGAUUCCACUGAAGCACAAUCACAACCACACAAAACAGCAGCUUUAGAUUCUGGUGAUUAUCUGGACACUGGCAGCAAUCAUAGCUUUGCAGAUCAAGAGAACAUAAACCCAGCCAACAAAGGCCAGCCAGCAGAUCCAGUUAGCAAUGACUGGUCAGCAGAUCCAGUUGACAGCAGCCCACCAGCAGAUCCACCUGAUGACAACCAAUCAGAAACUCCAGUUGGCAUCAGCCCACCAGCAGACCCAGUUGACAAUGACCAGCAAGCAGAUCCACCCAACAACAACCAACCACCUCCAACAACCCCCAACCCUCUGUCUGGCCUCAACCUGGAUGAGCUUGCACACAUGGCAUGCUUGCCCAAACUCCAGUGGAGUAUGGCCUUCAUCCAAGCAAUCUGA